Messenger RNA from Hipposideros armiger (great roundleaf bat), 11590 nucleotides. RefSeq names its product vacuolar protein sorting 13 homolog D (gene VPS13D). Gene Ontology annotation, biological process: mitochondrion organization; protein retention in Golgi apparatus; protein targeting to vacuole. The transcript has 63 exons. Lineage: Eukaryota; Metazoa; Chordata; Mammalia; Chiroptera; Hipposideridae. The coding region runs from base 167 to 11329 and encodes 3720 amino acids. The record is from RefSeq and is a predicted model, not a curated record. Gene Ontology annotation, molecular function: protein binding.
CGGAGCGCCGCUGGAAGCGCCAUUGAGGAGCGGCGGAGAGGAAGCACCGCGCAGUACCCGGCUAGGGCGGGCGGCCCGAGACACCGACAGAUUCUUCUGUGACCAUGCGAGAGAGAAAUAAAGAAUGAUCCAUGUUUUUUAAACACCUUGUCUUGAGGAUAUAGUCAUGUUGGAAGGGCUCGUAGCCUGGGUUCUCAAUACCUAUCUGGGGAAGUACGUCAAUAAUCUGAACACUGACCAGCUCUCCGUUGCGCUUCUGAAAGGUGCUGUUGAAUUAGAAAACUUGCCGUUAAAGAAAGAUGCCUUGAAGGAACUGGAAUUACCAUUUGAAGUCAAAGCUGGUUUAAUUGGGAAAGUAACCCUUCAGAUUCCCUUCUAUCGCCCCCAUGUGGAUCCUUGGGUGAUCUCCAUCUCCAGCCUUCACUUAAUUGGAGCCCCUGAAAAAAUACAGGAUUUCAAUGAUGAAAAGGAGAAGCUGUUGGAAAGGGAACGCAAGAAAGCUCUGCUUCAAGCCCUGGAGGAAAAAUGGAAGAAUGAACGCCAGCAGAAAGGGGAAUCCUACUGGUAUUCAGUCACUGCCUCGGUAGUAACGAGAAUUGUGGAGAAUAUUGAAGUACAGAAAUUAAUGCGGAAAAAGCAAUUAGAUGUGGCAGAGUUUAGCAUCUAUUGGGAUGUCGAUUGCACUUUAUUGGGGGAUUUGCCUCAGGUGGAGUUACAGGAGGCCAUGGGCAAGAGCAUGGAGAGUCGCGAUCAUCACUACAUCUUGGAACCUGUGUGCGCAUCUGCCCUUUUGAAGAGAAACUGCUCCAAAGAGCCCCUGAGGUCCCGGCACACUCCCCGUAUUGAAUGUGAUAUCCAGCUGGAGACCAUUCCCUUGAAACUCUCUNAGCUGCAGUACCGGAAAAUGAUGGAAUUCCUCAGGGAGCUGGAACGAAAGGAGAGGCAGGUGAAGUUUCGAAGAUGGAAACCCAAAGUGGCUGUAUCCGAGAACUGCCGGGAAUGGUGGUGCUUUGCCCUGAAUGCUAACCUGCAUGAGAUCAGAGAGCAGAGGAAGUGCUGCACCUGGGACUUCCUGCUGCACCGGGCCCGUGAUGCUGUGUCUUACACUGACAAAUACUUCAGCAAAUUAAGAGGAAGCUUGCUGUCUGCAGAUGACAAGGGUGACAACUUCCUGGAAGGCCACAGCCUCACCUUGGCCACAAGCAUCCUCCACCUGCUGCUGCUUGAGGAGAGCACCGAGGAGUUUUUUGACCCCACUGCGGACGCCUCGUGCAUGAACACGUAUACAAAACGAGAUCAUGUCUUCGCCAAACUGAACUUGCAGUUACAGCGAGGUACCGUGACGCUGUUACACCAGGAGCCAGGAACGCCUCAAAGCAAUGAAAGUGCGUUCAUGCAGCUCGAGUUUUCAGUCCGGUUGGGUGGACUGUUCCUUCGGGACCUGGCCACAGAAGGGACCAUGUUUCCUCUUUUGGUCUUCCCUAAUCCGCAAAAAGAAGUUGGCCGAGUAUCUCAGUCUUUUGGUCUCCAAACACCAUCUGCAGACAGAAGUGAUCGCUACCCUGCUGCGGACCCAGAUGACCCAGUUUUUGAGAUGCUGUAUGAGAGAAAUCCAGUGCACAGCCAUUUCGAGAGGCGGCUAAAUGUCAGCACGAGGCCCUUGAACAUCAUAUAUAAUCCCCAGGCUAUUAAAAAAGUAGCAGACUUUUUCUACAAGGGAAAGGUUCAUACCUCAGGUUUUGGUUAUCAGUCUGAACUUGAGCUGAGAGUGGCUGAAGCUGCCCGAAGACAGUAUAACAAGCUGAAGAUGCAGACCAAGGCAGAAAUCCGGCAAACUCUCGAUCGUUUGCUAGUGGGCGACUUCAUUGUUCACUCGCUCUCUCUCGUGCUGAAUAAGACCACCAGUGAGCUUGCGAAAGCGAGUGUGUCCAAAUUAGUGGCACACCUGGAAAUGAUUGAUGACUCCAAGAGGAAAAGUGGGGAAGGGUCAGCAUCUGAGGACAAUCAGUUUAGUGAUGAUGAGUAUAAGACCCCUCUUGCCACACCACCCAACACCCCACCUCCUGAGACAAGCAGCAGCAACGGGGAGAAAACGCCCCCAUUUUCUGGAGUUGAAUUCAGUGAAGAGCGGCUUCAAGCACACUUGUUGAGCACGAAGAUGUAUGAGAGGUACUCCCUGUCCUUUCUGGACCUCCAGAUCAUGGUUGGACGAGUGAAGGACAACUGGAAGCAUGUCCAGGAUAUCGAUGUGGGGCCAACCCAUGUGGUCGAGAAAUUCAACGUUCACCUGCAGUUAGAACGUCGACUGAUUUAUACUUCAGACCCCAAGUACCCUGGAGCCGUGCUCUCAGGCAACCUGCCAGAUUUAAAAAUCCACAUCAAUGAGGAUAAAAUAUGUGCUCUCAAGAAUUGCUUUGCCCUCCUCACCACCCCAGAAAUGAAGCCUUCCGAGACUCAGAUUAAAGAGAAGAUCUUCCCCCAAGAUGAUCAGCGUGGAACUUUGCAAGAUUCAGUCAUGAACUUGACCCAGAGCAUCGUGAUGUUGGAGCAGCAUACCCGGGAGGUUCUGGUGGAGUCACAGCUCCUCCUGGCUGAGUUUAAAGUGAACUGUAUGCAGCUUGGUGUGGAGAGCAAUGGCCGGUACAUUUCUGUGCUCAAAGUAUUUGGUACCAACGCUCACUUUGUGAAGAGGCCUUACGAUGCUGAAGUCUCCCUCACUGUCCAUGGUUUACUCCUGGUGGACACCAUGCAGACUUAUGGUGCUGAUUUUGACCUUUUGAUGGCUUCACAUAAGAACUUGAGCUUUGAUGUCCCCACAGGAAGCCUCCGGGAUAGCAGGGCCCAGUCUCCUGCGUCUGGGUCUAAUGCGGUCCCCUUCACUCAUGCUGCCAUGCCGAACGACCGAUCAGCUACUAGCGUUUCACUGGACAGAGUUCUCACCAAAGAACAAGAAUCCCUCAUUAAAUUGGAAUAUCAGUUUGUGAGUUCAGAGUGCCCGUCGAUGAACUUAGAUAGCACUCUCCAGGUGAUUUCAUUGCAGGUGAAUAAUUUGGAUAUUAUCCUAAAUCCAGAGACAAUUGUGGAGCUGAUUGGUUUUCUUCAGAAGUCCUUUCCCAAGGAAAAAGAUGAUGUGAGUCCUCAGCCUUUAAUGACUGAUUUUGAAAGAAGCUUUAGGGAAGAAGGAACUUACCAAUCUACAUAUGAACAAAACACUGAGGUUGCAGUAGAAAUCCACAGGCUUAACUUAUUGCUCCUUCGGACAGUGGGAAUGGCAAACGGAGAGAAAUAUGGCAGGAAAAUUGCAACUGCGAGUAUAGGUGGCACCAAAGUUAACGUCUCAAUGGGUAGCACAUUUGACAUGAAUGGUUCUCUCGGCUGUUUGCAGCUUAUGGAUUUGACACAAGAUAAUGUUAAAAACCAGUAUGUUGUCAGCAUUGGGAAUUCCAUAGGCUAUGAAAACAUUGUCAGUGAUAUUGGCUACUUUGAAUCUGUAUUUGUCAGAAUGGAAGAUGCAGCCCUCAACGAAGCUUUGAGUUUCACGUUUGUUGAGAAAUCUAAACAGGAAUGUUUUCUAAACCUCAAGAUGGCUUCCUUGCAUUAUAACCACUCUGCUAAAUUUUUGAAGGAGUUGACAAUGUCCAUGGAUGAACUGGAAGAAAAUUUUCGAGGCAUGCUGAAAAGCGCAGCCACCAAAGUCACCACAGUCCUAGCUACCAAGACAGCUGAGUACAGUGAGAUGGUAUCACUCUUUGAAACUCCAUGGAAGACCCGGGAAUCCUUUACCUUGGAAGAAAAUGACAUCUAUGGGCUCGGCCUAGCUGCUCCUCAUUCCGACACUGUAAAGCUGAUCUUGAACAUAAACAUUGAAUCGCCGGUUGUGUCCAUCCCUCGGAAGCCUGGGAGUCCUGAGUUGUUGGUUGGACACUUGGGACAGAUAUUCAUCCAGAAUUUUGUGGCAGGAGACGAUCAAUCCAGAAGUGACCGUCUGCAGGUGGAAAUCAAAGACAUUAAAUUAUAUUCUUUGAAUUGCACCCAGCUGGCAGGCAGAGAGGGUCCUGGGUCUGAUGUAAGCCGGGCGUCUUGCCCUCUGUCUGGGUCUGCCAGUGCCAGUAGUCAGGAGGAAGCGCAUUUCACCCGACAUGAUUUCUUUGAAUCUUUGCAUAGAGGUCAAGAGGGAGACCUGUCCUUACAAGGAAGCCUGGGGAGCCUGUCUCUCAGUGACCUUACAGCCCACGGAGAGUUUUACAGAGAGCGGUUCACGACCAGUGGGGAGGAAGCACUCAUCUUCCAGACUUUUAAAUACGGCCGGCCCGACCCUCUUCUCCGGAGAGAACACGACAUCCGAGUGAGCCUUCAGAUGGCCUCCGUGCAGUAUGUGCACACCCAGCGCUUCCAGGCCGAGGUCGUGGCCUUCAUCCAGCACUUCACUCAGCUGCAAGAUGUCUUAGGGCGCCAGCGAGCUGCGAUUGAGGGCCAGACGGUGAGAGAUCAAGCCCAGCGCUGCUCACGGGUUCUCCUGGAUAUUGAGGCUGGUGCUCCUGUUCUCCUUGUCCCAGAAAGUUCCAGAUCGAAUAAUCUGAUUGUCGCAAACUUGGGGAAGUUGAAAGUCAAGAACAAGUUUCUCUUUGCUGGCUUUCCUGGGACCUUUUCCUUACAAGAUAAGGAAUCUGUGCCUUCAGCUUCUCCAGUGGGGACUCCCAAACACAGUCUGAGGAAAAUGACAAGCACGGAGGACCCAAAGGGGACCCAUUCGGAGGGGCUGUUCGUGAUGCCUCCUGUUGGAAUGAGUCUAGGCAGCCUGAAGAGUGAGUUUGUGCCCAGUACUUCAACCAAGCAGCAAGGGCAACAAGCCACACCCUCUGUCGGCCAGGUUUCCAGUAGUCCAGACGAGCACGUGUGUCUGCUGGAUUGCAUUGUCGUGGAUCUGCAAGACAUGGACAUCUUUGCUGCAGAGAGACGUCCACGAGAGUAUUCUAAGGCCUCAGAUGACAACAGUGGCGAUCUGAUCUUCCCGUCCUAUUUGGUGCGACAGACGGGGGGCAGCCUCCUGACUGAGCCCUGUCGGCUGAAAUUGCAGGUGGAGAGGAAUUUGGACAAAGAAAUAAGUCAUGCCGUUCCAGACAUGUCUGUGCACGGCCACCUGUCCUCAGUCCACUGCUCCCUGGAUUUGUACAAAUACAAGCUGAUCCGUGGCUUGUUAGAGAACAACCUGGGAGAACCCAUAGAGGAGUUCAUGCGGCCUUACGAUCUACAAGACCCAAGAAUUCAUACUGUUCUGAGCGGAGAAGUGUACACGUGCAUGUGCUUCCUCGUGGAUAUGGUAAAUGUGAGCCUGGAGUUGAAAGAUCCAAAGGGAAAAGAAGGUGCUGGUUCCCUCGCCAGAUUUGACUUCAAGAAAUGUAAACUGCUCUGUGAGACCUUUUCCAACCAAACCAAGUCCAUCAACCUGGUUUCCCACUCCAUGAUGGCUUUUGACACCCGCUACGCUGGGCAGAAGACCAGCCCUGGCGUGACAAACGUAUUCAGUUGUAUCUUUCAGCCCUCCAAGAACAGCAGCACGACCCAAGGAUCCAUUCAGAUUGAACUGCACUUCAGAUCUACAAAGGAUUCCUCCUGUUUCACGGUAGUUCUCAACAACCUCCGUGUGUUUCUCAUAUUUGACUGGCUGCUGUUAGUCCACGAUUUUCUCCACACUCCCAGUGAUAUUAAGAAACAAACUAAUGUUACUCCUUCUCGCCACCGUAACUCUAGCAGUGAAUCUGCUGUAGUUCCCAAAACUGUGAAGAGUGGAGUAGUUACCAAGCGGUCUUCCCUUCCUGUGUCCACUGAAAGGCACCUGGAGGUCAAGAUCAAUGUGACAGGCACGGAGUUUGUGGUCGUGGAAGAUGUUUCCUGCUUCGAUACCAAUGCCAUUAUUCUCAAAGGCACCACAGUGCUCACCUACAAGCCCCGGUUCGUCGAUCGCCCCUUUUCAGGAAGUCUGUUUGGCAUCGAGGUGUUUUCAUGCCGACUGGGGAAUGAACACGACACAGCUCUUUCGAUUGUUGAUCCAGUACAAAUUCAAGUGGAGCUGGUGGGGAAUUCUUCUUACCAGAACAGUUCAGGAUUGAUGGAUGCGUUCAACAGUGAAGACUUUCCACCUAUCCUGGAGAUUCAGUUACAAGCCCUGGAUAUCAGACUCUCCUAUAAUGAUGUUCAGCUGUUUCUCGCCAUUGCAAAGUCCAUCCCAGAGCAAGCGAAUGCUGCGGCGCCGGACGCAGUGGCCGUGGAGGCCAGUUCCGGUGGCAGCUGCCUUCCUGGUGCGGCUCGAGUUGGAGAGGAAAUCAAAGAAGGGAGAAUGCAUACCUUAGAUCCUGUCCUAGAGUUACAGCUGGCCAGACUGCAGGAGCUGGGCUUCAGCAUGGAUGAUUGUCGCAAAGCCCUUUUGGUGUGUCAAGGCCAAUUGAAAAAGGCGGCCAGUUGGUUGUUUAAGAAUGCUGAACCUCUGAAGUCCCUUUCCCUGGCCUCCAACAGCCAAGAGAGCCAGGGGAUGGUGCCAGCACAGCUGAUCUCAGGCGUGGAGAUUAAAGCCGAGAGUGUGUGCAUCUGCUUCAUCGAUGACUGCAUGGACUGCGACAUUCCUCUCGCUGAGCUCACCUUCUCCCGUCUGAACUUUCUUCAGCAUGUGAGAACCAGCCCUGAGGGCUACGCCCACUUCACCCUUUCUGGAGAUUAUUAUAACCGUGCUCUGUCAGGCUGGGAGCCAUUUAUUGAGCCAUGGCCAUGCUCUGUAUCCUGGCAACAACAGGCGGCUAGUCGUUUCCAUCCUCCUCGACUGAAGCUGGAAGCCAAGGCUAAGACCCGUUUGGAUGUCAAUAUUACGUCAGUACUAAUUGACCAAUACGUAAGCACCAAGGAAUCGUGGAUGGCAGAUUACUGUAAGCAGGACAAGGAAAUCGAUUCAACCACAUCAGAAGACUGGAUGGGCUCUUCAGUGGAUCCUCCGUGCUUUGGACAAAGCCUCCCCCUUGUCUACCUUAGAACUAGGAGCACAGCCAGUCUGACUAACCUAGAGCACCAGAUCUAUGCUCGAGCAGAGGUGAAAGCCCCCAAGCGCAGGCAGCCCUUUGUCCCCUUUGCUCUGAGGAAUCACACGGGCUGCACUUUGUGGUUCGCCACCCUGACCACCACGCCCACCAGGGCUGCCCUGUCUCACAGCGGGAGUCCAGGCAUGGUUCCAGAAGGGAACGGAACGUUUCUUGACGAUGCUCACAAUGUUAGUGAGUGGCGGGAAGUUCUCACGGGUGAAGAGAUUCCCUUUGAAUUUGAAGCACGAGGAAAGCUAAGACACAGACACACCCAUGACCUCCGGAUUCAUCAACUGCAAGUGAGAGUGAAUGGCUGGGAGCAAGUGAGCCCCGUGUCUGUGGACAAAGUCGGGACCUUUUUCCGAUAUGCAGCACCAGAUAAGAAUUCGUCUUCCUCUACGAUUGGCAGCCCAAGCAGCAGAACAAAUAUCAUUCAUCCCCAGGUUUAUUUCUCAUCACUCCCACCCGUCCGGGUGGUCUUUGCAGUGACCAUGGAAGGCAGUGCUCGGAAAGUAAUCACCGUCCGAUCCGCCCUCAUUGUGAAGAACAGACUUGAGACACCAAUGGAACUAAGGCUGGACAGCCCGUCAGCGCCAGACAAGCCCGUGGUGCUCCCCGCUGUCAUGCCAGGGGAUUCCUUUGCUGUGCCUUUGCACCUCACUUCUUGGCGGCUGCAGGCCCGGCCCAAAGGACUGGGUGUAUUUUUCUGUAAGGCUCCCAUUCACUGGACCAAUGUAGUGAAGACGACAGACGUCAGUAGCAGCAAACGCGAGUGCCACUCAAUGGACACAGAAAAAAGCCGGUUCUUCAGGUUUUGUGUGGCCAUAAAGAAAGAGAAUUACCCAGAUUACAUGCCCUCGAACAUAUUUUCUGACAGUGCAAAACAGAUUUUCAGACAGCCCGGGCAUACCAUAUAUCUCCUGCCAACUGUGGUCAUCUGCAACUUGCUACCUUGUGAACUUGACUUUUAUGUUAAAGGAAUGCCAAUUAAUGGGACCCUGAAACCUGGCAGAGAGGUAGCUCUGCACACAGCUGACACGUCCCAGAACAUUGAACUGGGGGUAUCACUGGAGAAUUUUCCGCUCUGUAAGGAAUUACUCAUCCCACCUGGAACCCAAAACUAUAUGGUAAGAAUGCGACUCUACGACAUCAACCGGCGACAGCUGAACCUCACCAUCCGGAUUGUGUGUCGGGCAGAAGGGUCCUUGAAGAUCUUCAUCUCUGCCCCUUAUUGGUUGAUUAACAAAACAGGGUUACCACUGAUCUUCAGACAGGACAAUGCCAAAACCGACGCCGCGGGCCAGUACGAGGAGCACGAGCUGGCCCGGAGCCUGAGCCCUCUCUUAUUCUGCUACGCUGACAAAGAGCAGCCAAACCUCUGCACGAUGAGAAUCGGAAGGGGCAUUCAUCCUGAAGGCAUGCCGGGCUGGUGUCAGGGCUUUUCCCUGGAUGGUGGCAGCGGCGUCCGAGCUUUGAAAGUCAUCCAGCAAGGAAACCGCCCAGGGCUCAUCUAUAACAUUGGUAUCGAUGUCAAGAAAGGCCGAGGUCGCUAUAUUGACACCUGUAUGGUCAUCUUUGCCCCCCGUUACCUGUUAGAUAAUAAAUCCUCUCACAAGCUUGCAUUUGCACAGAGGGAAUUUGCCCGGGGACAGGGAACAGCCAAUCCCGAAGGUUACAUUUCCACCCUUCCUGGCUCCAGUGUGGUGUUCCAUUGGCCUCGGAAUGACUAUGACCAGCUCUUGUGUGUCAGAUUAAUGGACGUUCCCAAUUGUAUUUGGUCUGGAGGCUUUGAGGUCAACAAGAAUAAUUCCUUCCACAUCAACAUGAGAGACACCCUGGGGAAAUGCUUCUUCCUGCGUGUGGAAAUUACACUCCGCGGAGCCACCUAUAGGAUCUCCUUUAGUGACACAGAUCAGUUACCCCCUCCAUUCCGCAUUGACAACUUUUCUAAGGUCCCAGUUGUCUUCACUCAGCACGGUGUAGCUGAACCCAGGCUCCGAACUGAAGUGAAGCCCACGACUUCAUUGGAUUAUGCUUGGGACGAGCCCACUCUGCCGCCUUUUAUCACUCUGACUGUUAAAGGGGCAGGCUCCUCUGAGAUCAGCUGCAACAUGAAUGAUUUCCAGGAUAACCGACAGCUUUAUUAUGAAAAUUUCAUUUACAUCGCUGCUGCACAUACAUUCUCUGGGUUUGAACCAGGGAAGCGCUCUCAGCUGUGGAGGAUGACCGGGACGGGCAUGCUGGCCCACGAGGGCUCUUCUGUGCCCCACAACCCCAAUAAGCCCUCGGCGGCCCGCUCCGCCGAGGCGGCGGCCAUAUUGGACAUAGCUGGUCUUGCCGCAGUGACCGACAACAGAUAUGAGCCACUGAUGCUAAGAAAGCCUGAUCGCAGACGAAGCACAACCCAGACGUGGAGUUUCCGAGAAGGAAAGCUGACCUGCGGGUUACAUGGGCUGGUUGUUCAGGCCAAAGGAGGGCUUUCUGGUUUAUAUGAUGGAGCUGAAGUUGUUCUUGGUCCUGACACGUCCAUGGAACUUCUGGGGCCAGUUCCACCGGAGCAACAAUUUAUUAACCAAAAAAUGAGGCCUGGUUCUGGAAUGUUAACCAUCAGAGUCAUCCCAGAUGGACCAACUAGAGCACUCCAGAUAACAGAUUUCUCCCAACGGAAAAGUGACCGUUCAUUGUAUGAAAUGGAUGAACUUCCUGUUACUGAACAAGCGCUGCAGAAAUUAAAGAAUCCAGAGACAGAGCAGGAAUUGGAAGUGCUUGUGAAGUUAGAAGGUGGAAUUGGGCUGUCCUUAAUUAAUAAAGUCCCAGAAGAAUUGGUCUUUGCAAGUCUUACAGGAAUCAGUGUGCACUAUACACAGUUGGCAACCAGUCAUAUGCUUGAACUUAGCAUACAGGAUGUACAGGUGGACAAUCAGCUCAUUGGUACCACUCAGCCGUUCAUGCUCUAUGUGACUCCGCUGAGCACUGAGAAUGAGGUCGUCGAGACAGGCCCGGCCGUGCAAGUGAGUGCGGUGAAGCUCCCCAGUAAGAGCGCGCUGACCAACAUCUACAAGGUGGAAAAAUACGAUGAAAACCUCCAUGAAAAGACAGUUGAGCAAGGUGGAACACCAAUUCGAUACUACUUUGAAAACCUCAAAAUCAGCAUUCCACAGAUCAAGCUGAGUGUGUUCACCUCCAACAAGCUGCCCUUGGAUCUUAAGGCCCUAAAGAGUACCUUGGGGUUUCCACUGAUUCGGUUUGAAGAUGCUGUGAUUAAUCUGGAUCCAUUCACUCGGGUGCAUCCCUAUGAGACCAAGGAGUUCAUCAUCAAUGAUAUCCUGAAACAUUUCCAGGAGGAACUCCUCAGUCAAGCAGCGCGGAUCCUGGGAUCAGUGGAUUUUCUGGGCAACCCCAUGGGGCUUCUGAAUGACGUUUCUGAAGGGGUGACUGGACUGAUAAAGUAUGGAAACGUUGGAGGCCUUAUCAGAAAUGUUACACAUGGAGUAUCAAACUCGGCUGCCAAGUUUGCGGGGACAUUAUCCGAUGGCUUGGGGAAGACGAUGGACAGUCGACAUCAGUCGGAACGGGAGUAUAUAAGGUACCACGCAGCCACGAGUGGUGAGCACCUGGUCGCUGGCAUUCACGGCCUGGCUCAUGGUAUCAUUGGUGGACUGACCAGUGUGAUAACCUCGACAGUGGAAGGUGUGAAAACAGAAGGGGGUGUGAGCGGUUUCAUAUCCGGCCUUGGGAAAGGGCUCGUUGGCACUGUAACCAAGCCAGUGGCAGGUGCCCUGGAUUUCGCGUCCGAAACAGCCCAGGCGGUGAGAGACACAGCCACACUGAGUGGCCCCAGGACUCAAGCGCAGAGGGUACGGAAACCCCGGUGCUGCACGGGGCCCCAGGGGCUGCUCCCCCGCUAUUCUGAGAGCCAGGCAGAAGGGCAGGAGCAGCUCUUCAAGCUCACGGACAACGUACAGGACGAAUUCUUCAUAGCCGUGGAGAACAUCGACAGCUACUGUGUGCUCAUCUCCUCCAAGGCUGUUUACUUCCUGAAAAGUGGAGACUACAUAGAUCGGGAGGCCAUCUUCCUGGAAGUCAAGUACGACGAUCUGUACCACUGCCUGGUCUCCAAAGACCACGGGAAGGUGUACGUGCAGGUGACCAAGAAGGCGGUGAACACGAGUAGCGGAGUGUCCAUCCCUGGCCCUUCCCACCAGAAGCCAAUGGUGAGUGCGGGCCGGCCCGCUCCCGCUUUCCAGCCGGAACGCCUUUGAGACUAUGGCGGGGCUGUGAAUCCCGGGGUGCUGCCUCCGAGUCCUCAGUGUGUGGUAGCUGGGGUGGUACCGCUGUCCCAGCUCUGCCACUGGCGAGCCCGGGCGACUCACUCAGCUCUCAUGCCUCAGGUACCCUCCAUGUAGGGUGGGUAAUAAUAAGGGCUGACUGACAUGGUACAUGGGGCUUUUUACUCCUAAAAUGGGACUCUUCAGUGCAUUGAACCUAAGAAGGCGUUAGAGCACGCACUGGCCUCUCUAUUU